UCGUCACUGUCCUCUGACGUCACCGGCUAGCGGGGCCCAGAGCGACAAGCCAAAUAAAGAGGAAGAAGUGGUUCUGGGAAUUAAAGAAGGAGACGAACCCUGUACCCGCAGACGGUGAGACCGGGGGUCCAAACGAAGAGAGGAGGAUGGGGUGCGGCGGCUUCACCUGCUACAAGAACGCGCUGUGUGCGCUGAACGUGGUGUACAUGCUGGUGGGCCUACUGCUGAUUGGCGUGGCAGCAUGGGGGAAAGGUUUCGGAAUAGUCUCAAGCAUUCACAUAAUUGGUGGAGUCAUCGCUAUUGGAGUUUUUCUUUUGAUAAUAGCAAUCAUUGGCUUAAUCGGAGCCAUUAGUCACCAUCAAGUGAUGCUCUUUAUUUAUAUGGUGGUUUUGAUUCUGGUCUUUAUAUUCCAACUGGUGGUGUCUUGCUCGUGUUUAGCAAUUAAUACAACACAAGUGGUACAGUUCUUCAAUGCAACAUGGUCCCGAAUGGGCAAUGAUACGCGAAUGGAUUUGGAGAACUCUUUAAACUGCUGCGGACUGCUGAACACAACAGAGAGCAGGAUGCAAUUUAAUACGGAUUACUCUAUGUGCAAAGCGGAAUGCAUAAAGCAACACAAAUGUGUGACCUGUGGUGAUAAAAUGCUGAAGCAUGCAGACGAAGCUCUUAAAAUCCUUGGGGGAGUUGGACUCUUUUUCAGUUUCACAGAGAUUCUUGGCGUAUGGCUUGCAUUUCGCUACAGAAACCAAAAAGAUCCACGUGCAAACCCCAGUGCGUUUCUAUAGGGGAAAGGGAACCUCUUCUCACAAUCCUUCAAUCAUAUAUUUUUUAUUUUAUAGUGUCUCCCAUCUCUUAGCUGCUGACUUCAUAUCCUGUGGAUUGUGUGCUAUACUUGGCAUGGGGAAAGGGACAUGUUCCGUACCUCCAGAUCUGAGGCUGACUGAAAACCUCCUAAAAUAGGGCUUCUUUGAGGAAUGCAAUCAGAACAUGUUUAGGAUCCUAUAAUGUAAAUUGAUUAAAUAGGUUUUAGACUUCUGUCAGUGCACUGGACAUUCCAUGAUACUUGAAAGUGUGACUAUUGCUUUAAGAUGCAAGGAAUGUGGCCCAAUGCAUUUCCUUUUCUACAAGGGUUUUUUGUUUUACUAAAGCAUGAUUGAAAAAUAUGAUUACUUCUUAAUUGCCAUGCAUUUUAAAGAGCGGAUUGGAUGAUGGCUCUGUUAAACUGUACAUAUAUAUAUAUAAAAAUACAUGCCAGUCA
Pelobates fuscus (common spadefoot toad) is the source of this 1258-nucleotide messenger RNA. It is a transcript of the gene TSPAN31, whose product is annotated as tetraspanin 31. Bases 147 to 785 code for a protein of 212 amino acids. The transcript is spliced from 6 exons. Gene Ontology annotation, cellular component: plasma membrane. The record is from RefSeq and is a predicted model, not a curated record. NCBI's taxonomy places the organism in Eukaryota, Metazoa, Chordata, Amphibia, Anura, Pelobatidae.